AUGGGUAAGAAAGCCGAGAAGAAGAAGCCCGAGAAGCCGCAAGUCCCUGACAACGCGGGUGCACUCGCGAUGGAGAUAGAUUCGGCGAUGUGCUUGGCCGCGCUUGGCCUCACGAGUGAGCAGCAGCAGCAAGAGUUCUUUGCAGACUUCCACGAGCCCUACUGCACCGCCAAGCUCUUCAGCACGCCAGGCUCGCGUGAAACGGAGGGCGACGGUGUGAAGAAGAGUCUCUCGGGCGACUUCGACUCGAUUGCUCGACACCCUUCGACAAUCACUCACGCUGCGUCCUUCGCUGAGAGCAACACGACCGGUGCAAGUGCAGUGCUGAGGACUUUGGUGCCGCGUGACGCCUCUGCCGCCGUGGAGCAGGCGAACAAGAAGACUCCUGCCCGGAAGCCGACAGCCGCUCCGAAGACUGUGAAGUUCAAGGAGGAGGAUUUUGUGAUCCCUCAGCUGUCGGAGGAAGAGCAGAAGAAGUAUGUCAGCUUCUGGCAGCGCUACAAGAGCAGCGAGUGUUUGGAGCCCUCCACUACUGCGGCUGGCAACGCUGACAACGUGCCUGCCCCUCCUGUGCUACGCAGACCGGGCGCUCUGGUGUUUCCUGAGGAGUCGGAAGAACCGGGGCCCUUGCCGCCCUUGCCAACCUCGCUGCAAGUGGCGAACCAAGCUCCUGCAGCACCUCUUCCUGCAGGCACCGCUGCUGCUGUUGCUCCGAAGUUGCUUUCCGCGCCCAGUUCUGCAGCGCCGGCUGCAGCUUUGGCAGGGGCAGUACCGGUUCCGCCAGCAACAACAGCCCAGCUUCAGGUGCCCUGGACGGCUCAGGCUCCACCCGCGGCGGUGGCAGGACUCGUCCUGCUCCCGCCACCGCGCCUAGCAGCAGCACCACUUUGGGCGGGGCCCCCAGCUGCAGCACCGGGUCUUGUCCCGGUUGACAACCAGCCUUCCCCGGCAGUGCUGGUGCAAUCAGAGAUAAAGCAACCUGACCGGGCCACGAUCGCUUCCCAAGAGGCGGCCCCAGCCCCAGCAGACAACCUUGCUGAAAGCCCUGACAAGCGCGACAACACGGUGAUGCCAGAUUCUCUUGCCACUCUGGCAGACAGCUUCGAAGAAGCGACACUGCCUGACGGUGAUACACACAUGGAAGACGGCCGGGGCAAUGGUCUUGCAGACAUGGAUGUGGAUACCAAUGAUGUUUCUGCUUCUCAGCAGCCCGCGGCAAAUGCAGAGCAAUUGGCUCUCAUGUUGCAGCUGAUGACUCAGAAACUGCAGAAACUGCAGCCGGACCAUCCUGCCUUGAAUCAACACCGGGUCACUGAUCCCAGUGCCCAUCUGCAGCUGGCACUGCCGCCAGCAAGCGCACCUGCAACGGUGCCUCCGGCUCCAACUCCUGCCACCCAUUUUUUUCCGCGCGAUGGCGAGCUGUCAACACCGACAGCAACCGAUCCCAGUGCCCAGCUGCAGCUGGCACUGCCGCCAGCAACCGCACCUGCAGCUGCAACUCAGGCUGCAAGCCCUGCGACGAUGGUUUCUGAGCCCGGUGCCCAACAGCUGCCUCUGCCGCCAGCAAAUGCUCCGAUGCCAAUCCCUGCCCCACCGAAUCCCAUGAUGCCACCACCUCCCGCAGCACCUGCCAAAGCAGCACCCAGCUGUGGCCCUCCGCCGAAGGCUCCAUGCAUGCAAGUAGCCCUGCAGCCGCCAUCACCACAGAUGCCGCGGGAUGGUGUCUACAACAGCAGCACACAUCCCACUGAAUGGGCAGCCUAUCGACGUUUCUGUGAGAGGAACGAGUGGGCCGGCGAACUGCGGAGCGGUGGAGAUCGUCGCACGUCCGUGUUUGCUCAGUUCGUGAAAGCCGGCUGUUCUUUGGCUGAGAUAUGUGAUGGCAUGGCCAUGGAGGCCGUUAUGCGGUUCAGCAGGCAAAAGGAAGAGGAAGACAAAGACGCGGGAAAAUAUUAUCCAUGGUGGAAAAUCUUGGAGCUCCACAACAACAACGUUGACUCGGCCAACGCCUUCGUCCUUCGACGGAGGGCUGACGAAAUCGCCAUCACCAUGGGCCUGGACCCCGCUUACGCAGCCAGUGUCGCGACCAUGAUCAGCCACAACCCUUUCGGGAAGCAGCAGUCUGCAGCUGCACUCGGAACUCCGGACACAGCCCAGCCUGUCCCUGCCCCGAAAAACAAUAAGGGCAAGGCCGCACAGCCGGGCGUUAAAACGGAAGCAGACGGAGAGGAAACCGCCCAGCCCAAGAAAAAGGCACGAGCUUCUUUGUUUGUGUUCCAACCAUUUACGACCGAGGGCAGCGACAUGGAGGUGCACAUUAUGGAGGCCUCGCAAGAGGGCUGCAACUCCUUUGUGAAAUCCUGGAUCGGUGCGGCAACGACGGCAUCGGGGCUGGCGGUCCGACUGACCGCAGAGUUGGAGCCUCUGGAGAGCCAGGAGCAGCUGAUCAAUUUCAUCAAUGCGGCUGUUUCGGGCAUCACCGAUGGACGCAAGAAAUUGCAGCAACUGGGGACUGCGCCACAGGCCUCUGAUGUGCAAUCGAUUCUGCUGCAAGUUACCCCGUUCGUGGAAGCCUGGAAGAAGCACCAGAAGACCGCGCAGAGCUUGAGUUCUGACUGCACGAUCCAGGCAGAACGCCGCGAGUCGCAGCCGAAGCGCAAGGGCAAGUCUUCGGAGCACAGCAUGGGCUGCAACAUUGGGAGCCUCUGGUUCCAGACCCCAACACAUCGAACAGAGGCUGCACAGGGCGAUGGAAAGGUUCUGCUGCAGUGUCCCGUCGCCGGGGCGCCUUUGCUGCUGAGGGACCUGAAGACAGACAAGAGAUUGAUGGGGCAAGUGCGCCGCUCUAGGAGCUUCCGUGCUCGCCAGGCUGUUGGGAAGGCGAAAGCCAAAGCACGAGUUGCUGCGCCCAAAAAGAAAUCUCGACUUGUCAAAGAGACCCCUCCUGUGCGCCGGAACUGGCCAGUGUUUCUGCCGCACCAGAUGCUUCAAUCCAUGGUGCGCGCCGGCAUGGUGAACCGCUUGAGUGGUGAUCUCGAUUGGUGUCAAUUCUGGCGCCAGGUCAUAAAAUCGGACCUGUUCGCCUACAAAGACGGGAGGAACCUUACUUUGGAGAAGCUGCAGGAAACCCUAGCGAUGAGCUUGAACAAAUGCAAUUUGCCGGGGGAUGCUUCUACACAGGGCUGGUCUAUGCACUUGGUCGUGCAUAAGGGCGACUGGAAGUUCCGUCGCGAAUGGUUGUGUAUGCAGCGGCACUACAACAACGCCGACUUGAUAUGCCCAAGGUGCCUGGCCUCUGCCCUACCGAAUGCUCAGAAGCCGUGGCUGGAUCCCUGCAGGGAGCGCUUCAACAAUCAAGCCGAUCUCGCGGCGGCGGCUCUGACACGUCUCUUGAAAUUGUCCGUGGAUGCCGUAAGUCUCGAUUUUCCACUGGGCUUUGGAAAAGCCUAUGCAAACCGCGUGAUGGCGGGCCGAAUCUAUGUGGAGACAUAUGCGGCCCUUGCUCAGCAAGCGCUAUUCGAGGGAAGGCCACGCUACAAGAUGCGUCCCAAGACGCAUCAAUUUCAUUGCGAGCUGGUCUUGCGGAUGCUCACUUCAAGAUUAAAUCCAAGAUGGGGCUCGUGUUGGACAGAAGAAGACUAUGUGGGGCAGAUCACAAAGAUUGUGAAGGGCUCCGUACAUUCGUCUUCGAUCUCCCUGCGUGUGUUGCAGCGAUGGCAGCUGCAUUACAACGCGAAGCUUGCAGGGAGCAACUAG
Molecule: messenger RNA, 3756 nt
Organism: Symbiodinium sp. CCMP2592
Lineage: Eukaryota; Dinophyceae; Suessiales; Symbiodiniaceae
Source: the annotation of a GenBank genome assembly